AUGAUAGGAAGAGAGAUUCUUAACAAGAUGAAGGAAAAAGCAUGUUUUUCCACUCCAGUCACCCCCGAAGCAGGAAAAGGGAAAAGUAAAUUCUCGAAGCACAUUACUCAUGGCUUCUAUCUUGAGAAAGGAAAAUCAAAUCAUUCUAUGGAAGAUUGUUUAGUCUCCGAUUUCAAGAAAUUGGACGAAAAUGAGUUGGGUUUAUUUGCUAUCUUUGAUGGGCAUAUGGGACGUGAUGUUGCAAAAUACUUGCAAGGGCACCUUUUCGACAAUAUUCUGAAGCAGCAUGACUUUUGGACCAACACAGAGAUGGCGCUAAGGCGAGCUUAUAAGACAACAGAUAACGAAAUAUUAGAGCAGUCGUUUCAGUUGGGGAAAGGAGGGUCGACUGCAGUUACUGCAAUAUUGAUGGAUGGGCACAAGUUGGUAGUUGCAAAUGUGGGGGACUCUCGGGCCGUCUUAAGUAAUAAGGGUGUUGCGUAUCAAAUAUCAGUUGACCAUGAACCAAGCAAGGAAAAGUCGAUAAUUGAGAAAAAGGGUGGCUUUGUAUCAAAUAUUCCAGGUGAUGUUCCUCGAGUUGAUGGUCAGCUCGCAGUGGCCAGGGCAUUUGGUGACAAGAGCUUGAAGAGACAUCUUAGUUCAGAACCAGAUAUUGCAAUCCAGAUAGUAGAUGACGACGUAGAGUUUGUCAUUUUAGCUAGCGAUGGAUUAUGGAAGGUGAUGUCGAAUCAAGAAGCUGUUGAAUCCAUCAGAAACAUUAGGAGCGCUCGAUCGGCUGCAAAGCACUUGGUCGAGGAGGCUGUUUCUAGGAAAAGUAAGGAUGAUAUCUCGUGCAUUGUUGUCAGUGUAACAUUCGUGAUGCUUCGUCUAGCAGCACAACAAUUUGUAUUGUUCCUCGCAAUCCUGUUUUCACGAUUUUCAAAUGGGAUUGCUGUCCUGGAAUCCAUUUCUACCCUUAUUUGUGCUGAGUUGCAACCUCACUCUCACCAGCUUUAUUCCAACAAGAAAAGUAUUGAUAUUCCGCCAAGGAAACUCCUCGGCCGCUGCCCUGCAGCAGCAGCGGUGGAGUUUUUAUGGAUUCCCCGAAAGCUGAGGGGCCAAUUUUCUGGAGAUUCUUGCCGUAUAAUGAUGGUGAGGAGGAUGGUCCUUACUCAGCCAACCAUUUCUGAAUGUUUGAAUUUAAGACUCCGGAGUUUUACUCAAGCAGUAGAACUCAUUUUACAAGUUCUUGCUCGUCCAAAUGCUAACAUUCUACUCCCAGGACCAGGCUUCCCCUAUUAUGAAUCUAUGGCUGGAUUUUGUCAUCUCGAAGUCCGACAUUUUGAUCUUAUUUCAGAAAAAGGUUGGAAAGUUGAUCUUGAUGCUGUUGAAGCUCUUGCGGAUGAAAAUACUGCUGCUAUGGUCAUUAUCAAUCCAGGCAAUCCCUGUGGGAAUGUUUUUCCAUAUGAACACUUGAAGAAGGUUGCCGAGUGCAAAAAAGCGUGGGAUCUUAGUAAUUUCAGGAGACUAGAUUGGCUUGUUACUAAUGAUCCAAAUGGCAUCCUUAAGAACCAUGGGUGGGCGAUUUCUGAAAUCCUGAAAAAUACGACAAACGAGUUCUUUUCAAAAAUUGUUAAUAUACUUCGGGAAGCUGCAGACUUGUGCUCUGAUCAGAUAAAGGAUAUCCAUUGCAUUACUUGCCCAAGCAAGCCCGAAGGAUCCAUGUUUGUAUUGGUAAAGCUUAAUCUGCCCCCCCUUGGAGGCAUUGAGAAUGAUGUCGACUACAGUUCCAAAAUCCUAGCUAGCAAUUCAGUGUUGGAUCCUUUUCUACUGCAUCCAAAGCUGAUGAAUAUUCUCGCCUGUUUGAAUCCAUACGAAGAUACUUGA
Messenger RNA from Fraxinus pennsylvanica, 1866 nucleotides. The record is from the annotation of a GenBank genome assembly. Lineage: Eukaryota; Viridiplantae; Streptophyta; Magnoliopsida; Lamiales; Oleaceae.